Molecule: messenger RNA, 1260 nt
Organism: Necator americanus (New World hookworm)
Lineage: Eukaryota; Metazoa; Nematoda; Chromadorea; Rhabditida; Ancylostomatidae
Exons: 11
Coding region: 1-1260 (419 amino acids)
Cellular component (GO): extracellular region
Molecular function (GO): chitin binding
Source: RefSeq, a predicted model, not a curated record
AUGCAUCGUCUUCUCAUCGCAAUUUCCUGCCUCACAGCAUUCGCAGUAGCGGACUCGAAAUCAGGCGAAGAGACUCCCAAGUACUGGAGAGCGAUUCUCGGCGAUAUUUGCCAGUUGCCAUCCUUCCCCCGUGCCACCGGAGACCCACAUCGCUAUGUUGAAUGCGUCCGUCAAAGCACAUACUCGGCUGACAGGAAGGAUCUCGGAAUUUGGCUUCUUCGCGAGUGUCUACCCGGCUAUGAAUUCGUGGCGUCCGCACGUCGUUGUAAGACCAUUCGUUCUGUAAAACGGCAGCAGGAGCUGUGCGACUCGAACAACGCCACCAUGUACCAGUUCUGCCCUAGCAACUCAUCCACAGAGCAAACAAAGAGAAAAGUCGGUGGUCACUCAGGGGAGCAAUUCCUCCUUCAAUCCUUAAGAUGGAACUCACAGAAGACUACAAAAUUCCUCGUCGAGGAAAUUCGCGAGGCUCCCCGCCAAUGCGCUUGCCCGAACGGCGAGGAUAACUGUGUCUGCCCAAGUCCGGAAAUACUGGAACCAGUCAACGUACCUAUCAACUCGGAAAAGGCUCGCCGUUCGCCCAUCAGCGUUUCGCAGCCGCUCCAGUUCUCGCAGUACCAGUCGUGUCCUUGCCCACCUGCGCAGCCUGCAUGCACUUGCGUCUCCACUAACCCCAAUAACGAAAGGAUGCUGAUGUCUCUGAACUGCUGUCCCCAACCUGCGCAAUCGGCUCCCUGCCAAUGCCAAACCCCUCCUGAUUUGAACUGCCAAACGACAACGACUCAACAGCAGUACUGUCCUCAGCAGCAGCCAGCUAUCGUACAGCCACAGCCCUGCCCUCUAGUGCAAGGUGGAGGAGUGCAGAACGCACAGUAUCAAGGAAUCUGCUCCUGGAUGAUCGAUCCUCUUGCCGUUGAUCCACAGUCUCGCACCCACUACCUUCAGUGUCAACCAGCACCCAACAACUUGUUCUGUGGCAGAUGGCAACGAAUGCCAUGCGCUCCUGGAACGAUGUUCGACGUGCAGGCUCAGGUCUGUGUGUGGGACACGCAAGCAGCCCCUGCCGUGCUUCCUCAGGCCACCGCGGCCCCAAUGCCUCAGGCUCCACAAGCGCCUUGCUCGUGUGUUGGAGGUGUUCAGAUAGGCUCCUGUAACCAGAACUACCAGUGUCCUGGACAAUCCGUGUGCCAAGUUGGACAGAACGCAGGACAGCAGUGCAUGGUGUGCUGCUAUUUCCGCAGAAAGUCUCUUCGCAUUUAA